Culex pipiens pallens (northern house mosquito) is the source of this 1583-nucleotide messenger RNA. RefSeq names its product caspase-8. NCBI's taxonomy places the organism in Eukaryota, Metazoa, Arthropoda, Insecta, Diptera, Culicidae. Bases 106 to 1569 code for a protein of 487 amino acids. Gene Ontology annotation, molecular function: cysteine-type endopeptidase activity. The record is from RefSeq and is a predicted model, not a curated record. The transcript is spliced from 3 exons. Gene Ontology annotation, biological process: proteolysis.
UUAUUUACAUUUAGAUCAGCUUUAGUGCCAUUUAUCAUUUUCUAGUCUAUUGCUAGUUUUGUUUUGGUUUAAUUUGAACUUGUUUUUGAUUAGUUUUAGUUUAAAAUGAGCACCACACUAUCCGUUGAGGACCUAGACUUCAUCGAAAGUGAAUUAAGCUUUGACGAUAAGGUUUCCCUACUCUUUAUUCUGUACGGCCAACGAAACCCGCGAUAUCUUUCACAAAUUAUCACGAUCGCUUGUCGCUCACCGGAAGAGGAAACUCACUUUCUGUUUGACUGGAAGAAUCACGCUGCUGGACCAGAAUGGAGUUCAGAACUGUUGGAAGCCCUUUUGAUUAUUCAGGCGAAUCUAUGUCUGGUCAAAUGUGGCCUCGAUGACGAUGAGCUGCGGGAGCGUUUCUUGCCCCACGUGAUCGAGUUGACCAGCUUUGUCCAUCCGGUGCUGAAGGGACUGUAUUUGCUAUGUGAAAAGAUGGACGAUGGUGUAGCUGGAAAGGUGAUUGACUAUUUGAAGAAAACUCAUUCCGUUGGGGUACUGAACUCGAGGUUUUUUGAGCUGGUACUUUUAGAGUUGAUUUCUGAAGAUUUAGUCAAACUUGGCUCAAAGUCUGCUGGAGAAGAGUGUGACCUGCUACUUCUAGUAGCAUGUUUCAAAUCGUUGGAUCUAUACGACCUGGCAGAGUUUUGCAAGCGAAUUUCAGACAGUUUCAACAAAGAACUGACCAACAAACAGAACCAGUCCGACAAUGUCCAGGGCUCGAGCAACUUCAAGCAGAUACCAAAGGUUGAGGAUCAGCAACAACUCGAUCCUGAUCGAUACUAUAUCCUUAAACAGCACGCUGGCAUCAUUCUGAUCAUCAACCAGUUCAAAUUCUACCGAGACCAAAAUCCAGAACUUAAAGACCUGCUUCCCCUUCGACCGCUCAACGAUCGUCGUGGAACCGAAGUGGACAAGCUGGCCAUCCUGAACAUCUUCACGGCGUUCGGCUAUCAACCGCUAGUUGUCGAAAACAUUCCCCACGCCGAGAUCCCCACGCAGGUCGAGCACGCCGUCAACGCCGUAAAGUCAACCCACUGUUCCCUGGUGGUCUGUCUGCUCUCCCAUGGUCAGGAGGGCAAAAUCUACGGCAGUAACAGCAUUCCAGUCAACGUAAAGUCCAUCGAGCGGGCAAUGGCCGCGGAAAAACUGACCGGAAAGCCCAAGCUGCUAUUUGUGCAAGCUUGUCAAGGGCCGGAUCUGCAGUCGGCCGUAGAGAUUCCGCAAAAGCUGGAACACGACGGGCCAUCGUCGGAAAAGACGGCGUCGGUGUUUGUGGACUUUCUGGUGGCCUGGUCCACGGUACCGGGAUUUGCAUCGGUGCGACACAUUGAGAAGGGGUCGUGGUUUAUUCAGGAGUUGUGUGUAAAGUUGAGGGAGUUGCAUCAGCGUGACCACAUAAUGGACAUUCUAACGGCUGUGAUAAAUGAUGUUUCCGGGAAACGAGGAUACGCCAACGAAUGCAUGGUGCCAAUCAUUUACAGUACUUUAAGGAAGAAACUAUUUUUUGAACCUUUGAAAAAUAAAUAGAGUUUAAAUAAAAU